GUUAAAGUCUUACUAACAUUUACGGAGUAGCAUCGUUUAUAUUUUUCAACAGCAGAAGGAGGAGGAGGUCGAGUCACCGGGCGUCAAAUCUCGCCGGAAUCUGGUCAAAGGAGAGAGAGAAAAUGGCGUGGGUUAGCGAUCAAAUCGACGCUGUCAAAUCCAUUCAGAUCAGACAACUUGUUCAUCAAGCCGUCAGUCUUGGGAUGAUUGUUACCUCUGCACUCAUAAUAUGGAAGGCGUUGAUGUGCUUUACUGGUAGUGAAUCUCCUGUCGUCGUUGUCCUUUCUGGAAGCAUGGAACCUGGUUUCAAGAGGGGAGAUAUAUUGUUUUUACAUAUGAGCAAGGAUCCUAUUUAUGCUGGGGAAAUAGUUGUGUUUAAUGUUGAUGGCCGUGAAAUUCCAAUUGUCCAUCGAGUUAUCAAGGUUCACGAGCGGAAAGAUACUGGUGAAGUUGACGUCCUUACAAAAGGUGACAACAACUAUGGCGAUGACAGGCUUUUGUAUGCUCAUGGUCAACAGUGGCUGCAACGACAUCAUAUAAUGGGCAGAGCUGUAGGAUUCCUACCAUAUGUUGGCUGGGUUACAAUCAUCAUGACUGAAAAGCCAAUGAUCAAGUAUAUAUUGAUAGGUGCCCUGGGAUUACUUGUCAUUACUUCAAAGGACUAGCUGGUGCAAGAACGACCUCUUUUGUGUCUUAGCAACAUUUAUUCAGUCUUUAAUGGUUCAUGUACAAGUUAUUCGGAAACUAAAAUUCAAAAGUUUACAUGGUGAUUUUGGCCAAAAUGUAUUGAUGUUGUAGUACAAUAACAUGAUACAAUGAUGAUAUAAAUCGACACAGGUUUAGCUACUCUGUGGCUCUGUGCGGAGUUUUAGAGAAAAA
This is a messenger RNA of Chenopodium quinoa (quinoa), 879 nucleotides long. RefSeq names its product signal peptidase complex catalytic subunit SEC11A-like. The record is from RefSeq and is a predicted model, not a curated record. Gene Ontology annotation, molecular function: serine-type endopeptidase activity. Gene Ontology annotation, cellular component: membrane; signal peptidase complex. The transcript is spliced from 8 exons. Lineage: Eukaryota; Viridiplantae; Streptophyta; Magnoliopsida; Caryophyllales; Amaranthaceae. Bases 123 to 665 code for a protein of 180 amino acids.